AUGUCUGGUGUCAAUGAGGCGGAAACGAUCCGCAUCCUCGUCUCAACCGACAACCAUGUCGGCUACAAUGAGCGGGAUCCCAUCCGCGGCGAUGACAGCUGGAAGAGCUUCCACGAGGUCAUGUGCCUUGCCAAAGAACACGAUGUCGACAUGGUCCUCCUGGCGGGAGAUUUGUUUCAUGAGAAUAAGCCGUCCCGCAAAUCCAUGUACCAGGUGAUGCGCUCGAUCCGAAUGAACUGUUUCGGCGACAAGCCCUGUGAGCUGGAGAUGCUCAGCGAUGCCAGCGAGACCUUCCAAGGCGCAUUCAACCACGUCAACUACGAGGAUCUCGACAUGAAUAUUGCCAUCCCGAUAUUUUCAAUUCAUGGAAACCAUGAUGACCCCUCUGGUGAGGGUCACCUUGCCGCACUAGACCUCUUGCAAGUCUCAGGCUUGCUCAACUACUACGGGCGGACCCCGGAGUCGGAUAACAUCGAGAUCAAGCCCGUCUUGCUCCAGAAGGGGCGCACCAAAUUGGCACUCUAUGGGAUGAGCAAUGUGCGUGAUGAACGCUUGUUUCGCACCUUUCGGGACGGAAAGGUCAAAUUCUUCCAGCCAUCGGUGCAAAAGAACGACUGGUUCAAUUUGAUGUCGGUGCACCAGAAUCACCACGCAUACACCGAGACUGGUUACUUGCCUGAGAACUUCCUACCCGAGUUCAUGGAUUUGGUCGUCUGGGGCCACGAGCACGAGUGCUUGAUUAACCCCAAGCUCAACCCAGAAACCAAAUUUCAUGUCAUGCAGCCAGGAUCAUCGGUCGCGACGUCCCUGGUCCCUGGUGAGGCUGUGCCAAAACAUGUUGCCAUUGUGAGCAUCACCGGGCGAGACUUCAAGUCCGAGCCAAUCCGGUUGAAAUCGGUGCGGCCUUUCGUUAUGCGAGAAAUCGUUUUGUCGGAAGAGAAGGCCGCGCAAAAAUUCGCUCGCAAAGAGAGCAAUCGCACAGAUGUGACCCGAUUCCUCAUGUCAAUUGUGGAGGAAUUAAUUGAAGAAGCCAAUGCAGAAUGGCGUGAAAUCCGCGGCGUCUCUAAUGAUGAGGAUGAAGAUGAAGAGCCUCGCGAGUCGCCUCUCCCCCUGGUACGACUUCGUGUCGAAAUCUCCACUCCUGAAGGUGGAAGCUAUGAAUGCGAGAAUCCGCAGCGGUUCUCAAAUCGUUUUGUGGGCAAGGUCGCAAAUGUGAACGAUGUGGUACAGUUUUAUCGAAAGAAGAAGAACACUUCUUCCUCUCGGAAGACUGAUGCUACUCUCGAUGAAGGUUCAGCUUCGCACCUAUCAACAUUGGAUACAGUGAAGGUAGAGCAGCUAGUACGGGAGUACCUCGCAUCGCAAUCUCUUAGCAUCCUGCCUCAAAACUCCUUCGGUGAUGCCGUUGCUCAAUUCAUUGACAAAGAUGAUAAGCAUGCCAUGGAAAUGUUCGUCAAUGACUCUUUGGAGGGCCAGGUCAAACAUCUCAUGACGUUGGACCGUGAUGAAGAUGACGUGGAUGACGAAGAAAGGGCUCAGAGUUCUCUAGUUACCGCUAUGGAAAAGUACCGCACGCAAAUGGAAGACAUGUUCAACAAGGGAGUCAAGAAGCGCACUCGUGGCAAGAAAAGAUUCAAGCCAAAGCCAGACGGCUGGGACACCGAAUUCGAUGGCGAGUGGGAGGAUCAGCCCGGUGCUCUCAUCCAUUCGGACAACGAGGGCGGAGAUCCAGUCGAGGAAGAGACUGGAGAAGAUGGUCCUGCUCCCGCACGCCCUCGUGCUGCCACCAUGGCUCCCACUCGAGGCCGAGGCCGAGGCCGUGGAGGUCGGGGAGCCGCUGCCAGUUCCCGCGCGGCAGCCACAAAAGCCGCAGCUCCAGCAGCUAAAGGACGCAAAAAGAAAGUUAUUUCAGACGAUGAAUCGGACGAUGUCAUCAUGCUGGAUGAUGACGACGAUGACAAUGCGGCGGCUGCCAGCAUCAUUUCUGAGGACGAUGAUGACUCGCAGGCUCUAUUCGUUAAGCAACCUCGUGCUCCAACUGCCUCAAGAGGACGCAAGUCUACGUCCACGACUACGUCGACUCGAGGCCAUAGUGGUCGUACGGCGGCUUCACCAGCCCCAUCCUCGGCCACUGUUGGCGGUACUGCUACCCGCCGAACCGCUGCUCGAGCCGCCAAACCAACUCAGACAACCCUAGACUUCGCUGCCUCCCAAGCCAGUACAACGCGUUCAUCGCGAUCCACUCGCAUGACUCGCAACGUCAGCGUCAUCAGCGACGAUAUAGAUGACGAUGACGAUGACGAUGCCUUUGAGCCAAUGACUACUUCCACAUCGAGACGGCGGCGGUGA
This is a messenger RNA of Penicillium canariense, 2349 nucleotides long. RefSeq names its product MRX complex nuclease subunit. Gene Ontology annotation, cellular component: nucleus; Mre11 complex. NCBI's taxonomy places the organism in Eukaryota, Fungi, Ascomycota, Eurotiomycetes, Eurotiales, Aspergillaceae. Gene Ontology annotation, molecular function: DNA endonuclease activity; manganese ion binding; 3'-5'-DNA exonuclease activity. The coding region runs from base 1 to 2349 and encodes 782 amino acids. The transcript has 2 exons. The record is from RefSeq and is a predicted model, not a curated record. Gene Ontology annotation, biological process: telomere maintenance; double-strand break repair via homologous recombination; meiotic DNA double-strand break formation.